Messenger RNA from Yamadazyma tenuis ATCC 10573, 2640 nucleotides. The record is from RefSeq and is a predicted model, not a curated record. NCBI's taxonomy places the organism in Eukaryota, Fungi, Ascomycota, Pichiomycetes, Serinales, Debaryomycetaceae.
GCGAAUGGGUAGUUUCUGGAGAUGAGAUUUCUUCAGUGCCUCAACUGUUAUUAAACCAAUAUGGGAUCUGUAUUUCUUCCACAUUUGCACACGGGUUGGCAUGUCGACCAGGCCAUCCUCUCAGAAGAUGACCGGUUGGUGGUAGUCAGGUUUGGCCGUGACUACGAUCGGGAUUGCAUGAUUAUAGAUGAGCUUCUAUACGGAGUGGCAGAGAAAGUCAAAAACUUUGCGGUGAUAUACCUCUGUGACAUCGAAGAAGUGCCCGAUUUCAAUGAAAUGUAUGAGCUUUACGACCCAUGUACUGUGAUGUUCUUCUACCGAAAUAAGCAUAUGCUCUGUGAUUUUGGGACCGGGAAUAACAACAAAAUGAACUUUCUAAUAAAGGACAAACAAGAGCUUAUUGAUAUUUUGGAAGUUAUCUACAGGGGUGCUUCCAAGGGGAAGGGUUUGGUGGUCAGUCCCAAAGACUACAGUUCGCAGCGCAAACCAUAAUCAGCGUGUGUUUCAUACAUAAAUAGAUAUGGUAAAUUAAAUACAAGUGAUUAUCUUUAUUCCUGGACUUCAUUCUGGGCAUAAAAAAAGUUGACUGCCAACAACUGGGCCAGACCACCGUGUUUCUUAAUCCAGUCUCUCACGCCCGAACCAGGAACAUUAGUGCCCCAGUUGGGUCUAUCGGCCGGUGCCGUCAAUUUGGCACUGGGAUCUUGUUUGUACAACAAGAAGACGUACCGGUGUUUCUUGGUUUUUUCAGGUGGACCAGGCCCCACGUAUGGGACGAGAGCAUUACCUUUGGAAAAAUCCAACAUCGUGCUUAAUGAUUCGGCGUCGGUAUCCUUAUUGAUGUUUAAAGCUAAAUCUGUUACAAUCCAGUGACAGUAUUCUGACCAUUUCUUGUCUGAGUACGAAGGAGCGUCUGGGUCGGUUAACACCAAGGCGAAUUUGUCGUUGGCCGAAACCUCAAAUUCUUCUUCUGGGGCCGGAGAAUUGACGGUGAAUUGAAUGGUGGGCACAUGUUGAGUACUGUCGACCUUUAAGGUGUUGCCGAGUGUCACCUUGUUCUUGUCGCUAUAUUCAAUGGUCAAUAAGCCUUGAGUCUUGAAUGGGUCCACCACUUCGGGUACAAUGCCGUGCUUGGUAUAAGCUUCGUCCAAGGAUUGGGAUAUUGUCAUUAAAUUCAUUUUGGAAUGGAAAUUGAUAAAGUGGGAGGGUUUAAGAAAUUGAGGUCUGGAAGCUUGUCUCGAAUAUGAUUUGAAUGAAUUGAGAUAAAAGCUUGGAUUUUUCAACAUUCUACGUUCACAAAUAUUGGAGUCAUGGAAUAUUUAUACCAAUUGUGAAAAAUUGCUCCAAGUCCCAAAAGAAAAAUCCUCUAAUGUCCUAAAAUUGCUUUGCCAGAAAAUCUAUGGUGCAAUUAAAUUUCUGAACAUGUCCUCCGAUGUUGACCCUUUUAGGCGAACACCAAUUUUUUUUCUGUACCCCAGGAAGUUAUUUCCGUACCCUUCCGAUCAGUGGUUAACCCCGAAUGAUUUGCAGCUAAUCUAAUAUAACAUUUUGUUAUUACAAACACUAUUUACUAUUAUAAUAUACAUUUGACUUUUUUAAGCUGAAACAUUUCAUUUUUACCUGUUGCCUACUUUUGAGGUUUAUCUAUAGUCUUCAAAUUGGCCAUAUCCUUCAAAGUUGGAGUAAUUGCCAUUUCCUGGCGGUUGCAGCCUUUCAGGUACCUGAGACUGUUGAUGUUGAAGUUGAUGUGGUUGUGGAGGUUGUGGUUGUGGAACUCCCGAAAGAGGUGCUUGUACCGACACCGGGGAGGUGUUUCUAUCACCGGAAUCAGGAUUUCCGUUAGAAAUUUUGGUGCUAGGAAGGGGUCCCGCCAUGUGUUUGGGGUUGGGUUUCUUGGGCUUUUCUUCUUCCCUGGGAACGAUAUCAAUCAAAAAAUCAAACAUGUCACUUUUGGAUAGAGCAGCAGCAAUAUCGGAUUUCUGUAAGGUUCUUCGUUUAUUCUCUUCUGCAUGGAUCCAAGCUCUCAUGGUCAAUUCUGUGAUGAAAAUAUCACAUCCUUUGGCGAAAAGAAUAGGUGCUUCGGCACUGAUCAUUUUCACAUCUUCGUCGGUUUUCAUUACUUUCUUAAUUCUUGCUAAAGGAAGUUGGUGGUUUUUAAAGUCAUGUUCGUCGUUUUCAAUGGAGUCGAUGGUUUCUUGCCAGUACUGAAUCAUCAAAUCUCGAUGUUCAGCCACCAAACCUUGUCCAACAUUGCUGAAAGCAUUCCCUGGUUGUUGUUGUUGUUCAGCCGCUGCUGCUUCGGCCGCUGCUUGAGCCGCAAGUAACUCUGCUUCGUCAACAAUGUUUUGAUGGGAAGUCACAAGUUCAGGCUCCGGGUGAGCGCUGGAUCCUUGUUGUUGCAAAUCCAACUCUUCGUCUUCCAAAUACUCGCUGCGGUAACGGUCCAUCGGUCAAUCGUUUAAUUGGGGUGUGGAUGCGAGUACAAGAUUUCUAGAAGGUUUGCAAGGCACUACUCGACGUCAAUGUGAUAGGAGGAAGUAAUAUACGACGUACUCAACGAGGCGAGUUCGGUUCUAACAGUAUUUGUUGGUGGUAAACUUUAGAUGCCAGUGGUGUAAAAGCUUGCAAGAUUAAAAUUUC